UCAAAACGAGGCUCCGUCCACCAUGUUGGAAUCUCUCCACGUCACCUCAAGAACAAAACAAAACGAAGCUUGAAUCAUCGAAUCGAACGAUUGAUCAGCUAAAAAUCAAGCUUCCAUUGAUUAAUUGCAGUAUGGACCUCAUAUAGCACAGCAGAAACGGUUGGGGAACUUUAUAACUCUAGGAAAAUGUGUAGUCGAAGAAACAAGCCCGUCUUGCAAGCAGUUGUUUUUCUGGGACUCGUUGGCUGCUUGGGUUACUUCGUUUAUUUAUAUAAUACUAAAUCCUUAAAACUAGAGAGAACUGAUAGACAACUGAAGAAAUAUAUUCAGCAUCAGCAGUCUUUGUCUUCACAAUUAAAAGUUGUUUAUGAACAUAGAGCGCUGUUAGAAAAAUCAUUUGAAAAGGAAAAAAUCGAUCACAAGAAGACAAUGCAAGAUUUAGCAAAUACAAAAAGAGAAUUUAGUAGGAACAUAACRCGAACAAAACAUGAAACACUUAAUAGGUUUAAUUCUUUAGAAACACAGCACAGAAUGGUGAAGGCUCAACAUGAGCAAAUACAAUUGGAGUAUAAUAGAUUACAGCAGCAACAUGCCAGACUCAGUGCUGAACAUCAAAGUGUACACAAUCAACAACGCAAUGCUUUUAAUAUUAUGAAAACUCAAAAACAGAAUGAAAUCAUGGCACUUGAAGAUCAACUUAGUACAUUAAAAAAGCAGGUCCAGUCAUGGAGAGUGGAGUAUGGYAACCAGAAGCAAGAAACAGACUAUUACAAGGGUAGAAUUUCUGAGCAUGUGAAAGAAGCAGAAAACAAUAAAGCUAUCAUUCGCUCACUUUACGACAACAUAAAUCAACUUCAAAGGMGGCUUUCAKCCAGYCAGCAACAAGAAAGAAAUGUCGGUAGAUCACAUGAUCAAGUGAAGCCUAGCGAMCAAUCCAAUCAGCAUGUUAAUCAAAGAAAAGGUAUCGGGAGGCCAGGUCGCCCAGCAGUGCACAAUGUUAUACCAACAAUAACAAAAAAUACAAUACAAAGRUCUCCUAAUAAGGGCAAUGACGUCAAAUCAGAUGACGAUGAAACAGAAGAUAAAGAUUCAGAAGAAGAUGAGAAUCGCAACAGCAAAGGCAACAGCAACAAAAACAUGAAGGUCUUUAUCAGAAUUUGCAACAAGAACAACAGAGCCAAAACUCACGGGAAAUGUACCAGAGACUCCAACAACUCCAGCAACAGCAACGUCAUCAGCAGCAACCACAACAACGUGGACAACAGCAUCAAUACCAACCUCAUCAACCCCAACAAAGAAAAUCUGAUGAAAGAUCUGAKAAUACUCGACAGGAACGUCGUCCAAAUGAACCAGRACACCAAAAGGAACGUACAUAUGAYAACGAUGACUCCAAGGAAACCAAUUCACAAGMGCAGCGAUCACAAACAGGUGAUAAACAGAAGAGGGAAAUUGUCAAACAAGCUGAAGAGAAGCGUGGUGAGCGGUUUAGAAGACCCAUUGGUAGACCAGGAGGAAGRGAAGCAGAUGCGAGGAAUCAGGCUGAGAAGGAGUCWCAAAACCGGGAUGAUAAGAGAGAGGAACAGCCUGCACAAGAAGAAAAUAAUGAGGAGGAGGAGGAAGAAGAYGACAAUGAAAAUGAUGAAAGAGACAACACAAUAAACCAAGGUCAAGAGAAUCAAGAGAAGWCACAAGAGGUCAAAAACCGUCAGAAUCAACCUGACGACAGACAGAAAGACGGUGUAAAUCCACAUAUAAGGGGAUUGAGACAUGCCUAAGACUACRGUUGCAUCACUUUUGCAUUYCCCUUGCCAUCUUAAAAGGAUUUUUUGGAUUUAUAGCAAAGCCAGGCCACCGGUGAGCUUGCUAUGAUAGAUACAGGUACCUGUGAAUAAUUAUUUUUGUCUUAAUUAACCCUUGUCCUUUCAACAACUCCAUAGUCGACAUGAAAUGCCAGGUAUUUUUUGUCAGGUCAGUCAGCAUGUGCUACAAAACAUGACAGAUAUUUAUGGUAAAUGUUCUAAAAAUGAGCAACCUUAUCCYUACUUAAUAUAUAUACUAAGAACAAAGAAAAUGUACCUAGUACCAGGAGCUCCUGCUAGUACUUAUAAUUGGCAGGWCUUGGGUUAAGUGUGACAAGGGUAUCUAUCAAAGCAAGGCCCUUAUGUUUUUACGAAGACAACAAAAAUACAUUCAAAAURAAGCAGGAAAGUGGUCAAGUAUUGGACACUAAAUCUAUUUAUUUUAUAGAGCAAAGCACWGAGAAUUAAUCAAUAACUGUUUUGACACUGAAUGUAGAAAGAUAAACAAUGAACUUAGAACAAGUCGUAGCUAGUUUGACAUGAUAAAAUAUUAUCUUAUAUAGGCAAUACAUUUUUGCAUCGUCAUGUACAGUAUAGAUAUGUAGUUUUUAAACUAAGUGUCAAAGUUUAUCCAUUCCCGUAAUGAUAGUGCAGUAAGAAUUCCAGGAAAUAUUUAUUAUGCCUGGUAUAAUCUUGAUAUUUAAUAUGUAAYCAGGUUCAAAAGGCAUUACCAGGUUGAGAUCGCAUUGUCUUGUUACUGUAUAUUAAUUUCUUGUAACCGUGUAUGGUGUAUGAAUGGCUCCCUAGCAUAUUCCCCGAGUCUUCCCCGAGUCAACCUGCCUUUUCAAUUUGUCUAAGAUUUUUUUUGAGAAUUUGAUCUUGAAACUUUCAGAGACAUACAUUAUACACAGAUAAAGAUACAAUAUUUAAAUGACCUUCUACUUGGAAUUGUAAACGGAAAUUAUUGUAAUAUUGUUAGAAACACUUACACAUCUCAAAGUCAGACUAGUUUAAUGCUUACGUUUUCACCAACAAAGGCAAGGGAGUUUAGAACAACCAUUUUCGUCUCUGUUUGCAAUGAAUAAUAUCAUCAAUCAAUUUUUAUAACAAAAUGUCCACAUGACUAAAAAAAAUAUAGAAUAAACAAUGAGUUCUUGUUACAAUAAAUAAAGAGAUUUGAAUUGCAAGAGUUGUAGUCCUCCGGAUGUUUAUAAUUAUUUUAUUAUUAUUAUCUUAGUCACCAUGAAUUUAAUUGAAUCCCUGAAACUAUUAUUCAGCCGGCAAAGAGAGACGUCAUUGAAUCCAUGAUUUUACUUUUUUGUUUUCAAGAAAGGGAAACACAAAGGAAUUAAGUCUUAUAACUUAUUGUGUUAUAACUUAUCUUGGGACUAAUACAGUUGUUAAACAACUA
This is a messenger RNA of Exaiptasia diaphana, 3210 nucleotides long. Its product is annotated as Golgi integral membrane protein 4. The record is from RefSeq and is a predicted model, not a curated record. Gene Ontology annotation, cellular component: Golgi apparatus; Golgi membrane. Lineage: Eukaryota; Metazoa; Cnidaria; Anthozoa; Actiniaria; Aiptasiidae.